This is a messenger RNA of Galendromus occidentalis (western predatory mite), 1917 nucleotides long. It is a transcript of the gene grsm, whose product is annotated as probable aminopeptidase NPEPL1 granny smith protein. Gene Ontology annotation, molecular function: metalloaminopeptidase activity; manganese ion binding. NCBI's taxonomy places the organism in Eukaryota, Metazoa, Arthropoda, Arachnida, Mesostigmata, Phytoseiidae. Gene Ontology annotation, biological process: proteolysis. The coding region runs from base 163 to 1716 and encodes 517 amino acids. The record is from RefSeq and is a predicted model, not a curated record. Gene Ontology annotation, cellular component: cytoplasm. The transcript is spliced from 6 exons.
ACCACCACCACCGUCAUCAGGAGAUCUCCCGGACGCGUCGUCAGCCGGGUGGAUUCACUGAAGAAACCUGGAUAGAGUACCGCAACGUAUCGUUCUCUGAGAACGGCGUCGCCUCUCGUUCUGCGUAUUCAAACCCGGUCUCUUUUUGAUUGGCGGAACAAGAUGGCGUCCCAGAUCGUGGUGUCCGCAACACCGACCAAAUCUGAGCUCUUACAGCUCCCGGUGACAAUCAUCGGACAAUCGAAGAACCUCGCGAAACUAUCCUUCGAGGCAGUCUCUUGCAAGUUGUCGCCGCAAGUCACGCCGGAACAUUUUAAGAACGCUCUCGACGUUUUCGCUUCCGACGGAAGCGUAAAUACCGUUCCUCUCUAUCUGCACCUGGCGUCGAUAGUCCAAUUGCCGAGCAAAUGCUCGCGUCACAACACUCCAACUCAAGCCCACGCUCUCAGCAAGGCGGUCUCGAGGAGCAAUCUCAGCAGCGACGAAGCUUUUGUGAUCGUUUGCGAGAAACAAGAUGCGUUCGCGAGUGCCUGCGCAGUGGCUCGAUGUUUCCCCCUAUACAACAAAAAGUCUGGUGAUUCGGCCGACGGUGAGAAACUGCCGAAAGCUGAUCGCAAGAUCCAUCUGGAAUUCGUUCUCACUGAUGGAUCUAGUAUUUGCGACGAGGAUCUUGUCGCCUUCAACGCAGCAAUCGAGAGCGUCAGACUCGCUGCGAGGAUCGUGGACACACCGUGUGAAGAGAUGAAUGUCUGCGCUUUCCUUAGGGAGAUCGAAGCUGUCGGAGCUUCCCUCAACAUAAAGCCGAACAUUAUCCGUGGGGAAGAAUUGCUCAAGAGGGGCAUCGGAGGAAUUUGGAGCGUUGGCAGAGCCGCUACCUCGCUCCCGGCUCUGGCCGUGCUCUCCCACACCCCAGAGGGUGCGACCCAAACCGUCGCUUGGGUAGGCAAGGGCAUCGUAUACGACACCGGAGGCUUGUCCCUGAAAGCUCGAACGAACAUGAUCGGCAUGAAGAGGGAUUGCGGCGGAGCUGCUGGAAUCCUGGGAGCCUUCAAGACCGCCGUCACAUGCGGCUUCAAGCAGAAUCUCCACGCCGUCUUCUGCUUGGCAGAAAAUGCCAUCGGACCUUUGGCUAUCCGUCCCGACGAUGUCAUUCGGAUGUACUCAGGCAAAUCGGUCGAAGUGAACAAUACCGAUGCUGAAGGACGAUUGGUUCUGGCGGACGGUGUGGUUUUCGCGAGCAGGGACUUGGGCGCGAAGACCAUCCUGGACAUGGCCACCCUGACGGGAGCUCAGGGGAUCGGCACGGGGAAAUAUCACGCGGCUAUCGUGACCAAUUCCGGGAAAUGGGAGGACGCGUCUGCUGUGGCGGGACGGCUCAGUGGUGACCUCACCUUCCCCUGUCCGUAUUCCCCGGAAUUGCACUUCAAGGAGUUCUCGUCGUCCAUCGCUGACAUGAAGAACUCUGUCGCUGACCGAGGAAACGCUCAGAUUUCCUGCGCCGCUCUCUUCAUCCAAAGCCAUCUCGGUUUCGACUUCGAUGGGGACUGGAUUCAUGUUGACAUGGCAUAUCCUGUCGCUAGCAACGAGAGAGCGACUGGCUACGGAGUAGCUUUAUUGACUUCGCUGUUCGCCGAACAUUCGACCAACUCUUGCGUGAGAGCCUUGUCGCCUUUCAAUGCUGAGGAAAACGACAAGAAAAGGGCGAAAACGAACUGAAGACAACUGGAGGAUUCCGAUCUCAUUGAUCAGAAUGUGGACAUCUAUAUUCUACGUCCAAAUCGCAUAGUCCGGGGAAUAUUUACUUAGAACCACGACCCUGUCUCAUUUCAGCUACAGGGAGGGUAGUCCCUAUUUUGAAUGGUCAAUUUUGCUACCAUCUACAUAUUUCCGUAUUAUCGGAGUAAAUAAAGCUUAUAC